AUGUCACCUCAAGCAAACGGCAACGGCACCAAUGGCACCAACGGCUCUGCACAUGCACCCACAGAAAACAAGAACGGUGACCUCUACCGCGACUAUGCCGAUGACAGGAACGCCACGUCUGAGGAAGUUACAUACACCACAUCAAACGGUGUGCCAUACCCUCACCCGUACGAGGCACAAAGGGCGGGUGAGAACGGACCUCUUCUCCUCCAAGACUUCCACCUGGUCGACCUCCUCUCGCACUUCGACCGUGAGCGUAUCCCGGAGCGAGUAGUCCACGCCAAGGGCGCUGGUGCACACGGCUACUACACCACAACAGACUCUCUCGAAGAUCUCUGUUUGGCGGACAUUUUCAAACAAGGAAAGACAUGCCCUAUCUCUGUCCGAUUCUCGACAGUCGGUGGCGAGUCUGGCUCUCACGAUUGCGCCCGCGACCCUCGUGGGUUUUCUGUAAAAUUCCGGUCGGAUGAAGGCAACUGGGAUGUCGUCGCCAAUAACACACCAGUGUUCUUCCUAAGAGAUCCGGCCAAGUUCCCCCACUUCAUCCACACACAAAAGCGUCAUCCUUCAACCCAUCUGACACAUGCGGACGACUCCACAAAUUUCUGGAACUACGCUUCGCAGAAUCCGGAGUCUAUCCACCAGUUUAUGAUUUUAUUCGGGGAUCGUGGUAUUCCGGAUGGAUACCGUAAGAUGCACGGAUACAUUGGCCACACCCACAAGCUGGUCAAUUCGAAAGGAGAGUGGGUCUAUAUGCAGCUGCACUUCAAGUCGAAACAGGGCACUGGCUUCAUCACUCAGGAGGAUUCGGCCAACUAUUCUCCUGACUACUCGACCAAGGACCUGUACCAGGCGAUUGAGAAGGGCGACUUCCCUGGCUGGGACGUCAUGGUUCAGACCAUGACUGCCAAGGAAGCUGAGGAGCUGUGGGAGAACCAGAAGAUCAACGUGUUUGACAUGACACACGUCUGGCCGCAGGAUCAGUUCAAGCUUCGCAAGGUUGGAGAGUUCUUCUUGAACGAGAACCCGCAGAACUACUUUGCGGAGAUUGAACAGAUUGCUUUCAACCCUGCGCACUUGGUUCCUGGCAUCGAGCCCUCAGCUGACCCUGUGCUGCAGUCUCGUCUCUUUUCGUACCCUGAUACUCACCGUCACCGCAUCGGUGCCAACUACCAGCAGCUGCCUGUAAAUGCACCGCGUGUGCCGUUCCGUAUGGGCAACUUUCAGCGUGACGGACAGAUGGCCUUUUACAACCAGGGGGCGAGGCCUAACUACUUGUCUUCGAUCCAGCCGAUCCAGUUCAAGAAGAGGUCGGUCGAGCUGAACCAGGUGCACGGCGCCUUCCAAGGCGAGGCCAUUGCAUUCUUGUCCGAGAUCCGGCCCGAAGACUUCAAUGCCCCGCGCAAGCUGUGGGAGAAGGUGUUUGACGACGGUGCCAAAGAGCGCUUCAUCAAGAACAUCUCUGGUCAUAUGGAGACGUGCACAGAUGAGGAGACGAUCAAGCGGGUUAUUUCCAUCUUCAGGGAAGUCUCAGACGACAUUGCGACUCGCAUGGAGAAGGCCACGGGCAUCAAGGGGUACGCAGGCAUCAGUGAUCUGCAGUUCAACGGUUCUCAUAACGGCAUGACAAGGGACGACAGCAAGAGGGCUGCGAACGGAAAGGAGAAGAAGUACCACGAGCGCAACGGUGCCCCUCAAAAAGGUGCGCACUAG
Ascochyta rabiei is the source of this 1713-nucleotide messenger RNA. Its product is annotated as Catalase. The transcript is spliced from 5 exons. The record is from RefSeq and is a predicted model, not a curated record. Gene Ontology annotation, cellular component: cytoplasm; peroxisome; mitochondrion. Gene Ontology annotation, biological process: hydrogen peroxide catabolic process; response to hydrogen peroxide. The coding region runs from base 1 to 1713 and encodes 570 amino acids. Gene Ontology annotation, molecular function: heme binding; catalase activity. NCBI's taxonomy places the organism in Eukaryota, Fungi, Ascomycota, Dothideomycetes, Pleosporales, Didymellaceae.